CCCAUCUCCAGAAGCUUCCAUAAACCCCUCCACAGCCCCUACUAAAACCCUACCACCUCCAUUCUCUUCACUCUCUCUGCUUCAAAGCAGUCGCAUUCCAGUGUUAUAAUCUCAUUUUUCUCCACAUUUUCCAUCGCUGCUUGCUAAGAUGCAAAGGCUCUCGAGACGUUCCGUCUCUGCUAUUCUUCGCAACGGUGGUGCAAGGUACCGAAAUGCCACUGCCCCAAUUUCCUCAGUCAAUCCCUUUAAAGAAUCGGCUGGAGAGGGUGAUUCGAAACUAAGAUGGUACUCAGUGUUGACCGAUGGGAAAUGCAAUGCCAAUGGAUCCAUUAAUCCUUUUAGCCUGAGAAAUGGACCAUCAUUAGGCACUAGAUACGAGUCCACUGCUGUGGCGUCUGAUGCAUCCUAUUUACCAGCCGAGAAAUAUGAAUAUCAAGCAGAGGUUAGUCGACUCAUGGACCUCAUAGUUAACAGCUUAUACAGCAACAAAGAGGUGUUUCUUCGGGAGCUUAUCAGCAAUGCUAGUGACGCCUUGGACAAGCUGCGGUUUCUUAGUGUUACGGAUGCUGAGCUUUUGAAGGAUGCAGUUGAUCUUGAUAUCCAUAUCCAAACAGAUAAAGAUAAUGGGAUAAUUACAAUCACGGAUUCUGGCAUUGGUAUGACUCGCCAAGACCUUGUUGAUUGUCUGGGAACUAUUGCACAAAGUGGAACUGCAAAGUUCUUAAAGGCGUUGAAGGAGAGCAAGGAUGCUGGCACAGAUAGCAAUUUAAUUGGUCAAUUUGGUGUCGGAUUUUAUUCAGCUUUUCUAGUUUCUGAUCGGGUUGUUGUCUCAACAAAGAGCCCAAAAUCUGAUAAGCAAUAUGUAUGGGAAGGAGAGGCCAAUUCCAGCUCCUAUACUAUUAGAGAGGAGACCGACCCUGAGAAGCUCAUUCCUAGAGGGACACGCCUCACGUUAUAUCUUAAGGUUUGCCGCACAGUAGAAGUUGAUGAGGAUCCAGUUGACGCGAAGAAGGAUGAACAGGAUGAUAAAGCUGAGAAGAAGAAGAAAACUAAGACCGUUGUUGAGAGGUACUGGGACUGGGAGCUCACUAAUGAGACUCAGCCAAUCUGGCUUCGGAACCCUAAAGAAGUUGCAACAGAGGAAUAUAAUGAGUUUUACAAGAAGACCUUCAAUGAAUACUUGGAGCCUUUGGCAUCUUCGCAUUUUACUACGGAGGGUGAAGUGGAGUUUAGGUCUAUACUCUAUGUGCCGUCCAUUGCUCCCACAAAUAAGGAUGACAUUGUCAAUCCCAAGACAAAGAACAUAAGGCUUUAUGUGAAACGGGUGUUUAUUUCAGAUGACUUUGAUGGUGAACUGUUCCCACGAUAUUUAAGCUUUGUCAAAGGUGUUGUGGACUCGAAUGAUCUUCCCCUGAACGUCUCGCGUGAAAUUCUCCAGGAAAGUCGUAUUGUACGAAUUAUGAGAAAGCGUUUGGUGCGGAAGGCAUUUGACAUGAUUUUGGGCAUCUCUAUGAGUGAGAACAGAGAUGAUUAUGAGAAAUUCUGGGAGAACUUCGGCAAGUACGUAAAAUUGGGAUGCAUUGAAGAUCGUGAAAAUCACAAACGUCUUGCUCCAUUGCUUCGAUUUUUCUCUUCUCAGAGUGAGGAAGAGAUGAUCAGUUUGGAUGAGUAUGUUGAAAACAUGACCCCUGACCAGAAGGAGAUCUAUUACAUUGCUGCUGACAGUGUGACAAGUGCGAGGAACACUCCAUUCCUAGAGAAACUACUGGAAAAGAAUCUUGAAGUGCUUUACUUGGUUGAUCCCAUUGAUGAGGUUGCCAUCCAGAACCUUAAAUCAUACAAGGAAAAGAAUUUUGUUGAUAUUAGCAAAGAAGACCUGGAUGUAGGUGAUAAAAAUGAGGAAAAGGAAAAGGAGAUGAAGCAGGAAUUUGGGCAAACUUGUGAUUGGAUAAAGAAACGGUUAGGUGACAAAGUUGCCAGUGUACAAAUCUCAAGUCGUCUGAGCUCAUCGCCUUGUGUUCUUGUAUCUGGGAGGUUUGGUUGGUCUUCUAACAUGGAGAGACUGAUGAAGGCACAAACAGUUGGUGAUACGUCUAGCCUUGAAUUCAUGAGAAGCAGGAGGGUCUUUGAGAUCAAUCCUGAUCACCCAAUCAUUAACACAUUAAAUGCCGCAUGCAAGAGUAGCCCAAACGAUGAAGAAGCAUUGAGAGCUGUUGAUCUUUUGUAUGACACAGCUUUGAUGUCUAGCGGUUUCACUCCUGAAAGUCCAGCACAGCUCGGAGGGAAGAUAUACGAGAUGAUGGGCAUGGCUCUUUCGGGCAAGUGGGGAGCAUCGCCUGCUGAGUUUCAACAGCCUGUGACCCCAUCCUACAUUCCAGAAACGAUGGAAGCUGAGGUGGUUGAGUCUAUUGCUGAAACCGGUACACAGAAAUGAGAAGCGGGCUUUUUUCUUAGAUAUUCGUAAUUAUUCAUACAUAAUAGAUUUAGUAUCAGUGAAUUUCGUACCGACGGUAAUUGGUUGUAGUGGCAUAAUUUGAGCACAGAUUGAAAAUGAUACAGAUGGAAACCUCAUUCUGAUUCUUUGAAAGAUGAAAAGUUGAUGUCAAAGGACUCUCUUGCCAACACAAUUUUGUUGGAACACCCCAACUUGGCUUGUGGUUGUGGGUGAAUGUGUUGCAGCAGCAAUUUAUAUUUCCUUAAUUGUUUUCUUAUUUUUC
Ilex paraguariensis (yerba mate) is the source of this 2717-nucleotide messenger RNA. The record is from the annotation of a GenBank genome assembly. NCBI's taxonomy places the organism in Eukaryota, Viridiplantae, Streptophyta, Magnoliopsida, Aquifoliales, Aquifoliaceae.